AUGGCCGAUACCAAACGCGCAUCGACGAGUGACAAGGGUGCGAAGCGGCGUAGGAUCACGAGGGCGUGCGAUCAGUGCCAUGCCCGAAGCAUCAAGGCGAGUCGUCCGUUCUCGUUAUCGUUCGUGCUCCGUAGGGCUGGCUACCCGGGCUCCUGCUCAACGCUCAAUGCUCGAAGAAACUAUCUCUGUCGCGAGUCGUGCGCCGACCCUCGCCGCCCCCGCCAGAGACACUUUAUGUGGCCCUGACCUCAAGCCCGAUUUGGGGCUUCAGCCCACCCACUCACAGCCCUUCACGGGAGCUGACCCAUCUCUUCCCCGCACAGUGUGUUCAAAACGAAAACGGGCAAUGUAAUGCGUGCGAGACCACCCACAAGAGCUGCACCUACGACCGACCAAAGUUGACCCGCGGCGUACGUCGCCAAGCCAGAGAGGACAUGCAGCCUGGUCCGCUUCGGAUCAAUCUAUGCCGGCGCUUAGAACUGACCCCCACUUCGCUUCCUCGGGAUCGCGUUUUCCCCACUUUCCAGCCGACACCCAAGUGUAAUGAUCCCGGACGGUCACCCGCCAGCUCUUUUGGCGAGAGCCCUUCCUCGAUCAAUAAUAUCUCGACGUCGAGCUCGAACCCACAUCCGAGACAGGCGCCGACGAAGCAGCCGUCGUCGGGGGCAGCAGCAGCAGCGGCCGAAAACGGCGUCGCCGCGACCGCUUCUGCGUCCAAUGCCUCCACCUCGGCACCACCUCCAGCUACCUCCUCCUUGCCUGCAUCCACGUCUUGGCAGCCACCCGAGGUCGCUCACAGCGGUUCGAUCCCUCUCCUGUGCGAGUACUACUACCAGACCAUAUACCCGUGCACCCCCUUGUUCCACUGGCCGACGUUCGUCCCUCGAAUCCGGUCUCAGGAGUACCUCACCAACCGACCUCUUUGUGCCACCGUACUCAGCUUGUGUGCCGUUGCCUCCGCUCGGUGGCGAGAGUGCGGGCCUUCGACCAUCUUCGUACCCCCUCCCGAGUGGUCGCAUCUCAAUCGACCGCCGCCGGACGUGCCCGAAGAAUUCUUGGACGCGGCUCGACGAACGAUCCACAUCGGCCCCAUCUCGGGUCAACGCCAUGCCUUUGACGAUAUUCGAGCAUCGGGGUUGCUCACCAUCGCUGCCGUUCAAUUCGGUCUGUUCGACGAACUUGCGUAUUGGAUGGGCGUCUACUUUGCCAUGGCGGGGCAGAACAACUUGCAUUCGGAGCAGAUGUGGCCCAACGAUCUGUCUGUCGUCGAGCGCGACGAGAUGAGACACCUCGUUUGGCUCAUUUACCAACACGACGUCUAUACCUCCGUCGUUGUGGGGGGACCGAUCCUGCAUCGAGAGGUCCAGGUCGAUGUAUCAUACCCGACCGAGAUGCCCGACGCACCUUCGUCGUAUUGGAUCGAAGGCUGGAACAAGACCUCGGACGUCUAUCGCCUCCUCGAACACGCCUGCAACGCGUACCGCAACGUGUCCCACGCUUCGGCUCUGACCCGGCCUCUUCUCGUCAGCCCGAACCAAGGACAUGCUUCGACACUGUUGACAGGGGCUAUCGAAGCGUUGCGCAAGUCGCUACCGCGGUGGUGUACCCAGUUCCGUCCCGUUCCCCCCGGUCAAGAGAUCCAACUCCAUCGCCUCAAUUUCACGGCUCUCAAUCUUCUUCUGACAUUUCAAAAUGCGAGCAUCAUAUCGCUGUGCGCGAGGAAUGGGUUCACGACUGAGGAAGGUGUCGCGGUUGCAUUGCAGCUGGUCAAAUCGUUGGAUCAAGUCCCUGCGGAAUACCUACAGGCAAUGAACAUGCCCUUGGUCGGUCCAGCAUCUUCCCCGCGAGAUACAAACCUCACGUUCUUUAAAGCUGACAUUCACUUACGAUCGUUCCCCACCCGUCCUCCACAGUUCUACCAACUGAUCGGCGUCGGCAUCGUCCUGCAAAGCGGAGCCGCCCCCGCCGUGACCUCUCAAUCGACGCUCAUCUCCGUCCAAUCGAUCCUGCGUGACAUGUCCCGUAUCAUCAAGCUUCUCGCCGCGAACGGCGGCACCCAAUCGAACCUGAUCAUGAACGCCGCCUUGGUCCUCGACAAACACGUCGCCGAUCUGGACCUCCUCAUCCGGCCUAGUAGCGUCAGUGCGGAUGCGAGUGCGUUGUUGGGCUUGCCGGCGCAUUUGUUCGAGUGGCCGGCGAAUAUGCCCCAAUUCGAAACGCUGUUCCCGGAUUUGACGAUGGGGUCGUUAUUGGGUUCUUGA
This is a messenger RNA of Microbotryum saponariae, 2261 nucleotides long. NCBI's taxonomy places the organism in Eukaryota, Fungi, Basidiomycota, Microbotryomycetes, Microbotryales, Microbotryaceae. The record is from the annotation of a GenBank genome assembly.